Messenger RNA from Mus caroli (Ryukyu mouse), 749 nucleotides. The record is from RefSeq and is a predicted model, not a curated record. Lineage: Eukaryota; Metazoa; Chordata; Mammalia; Rodentia; Muridae.
GGAGGAAUGCACGAAAACAACAAGAUGGCGCCGCGGGGGAUGGGCUCCUCGCCUGCGUCCUCAGAGCGGGGAGCGUCCGGAAGGGCGGAGUGGAGCCUGCGGGGCGUAGCCGGCUUCCGCCAUCUUGGGAGGCCGCUGGGACAGGCUCAGGGUGCGGUCGCCGGCGCGCCCAUCACGAGACCCCUGGCCAACAUCCAGGACUCCCUUUGGGCCCUCGCGGCGCCUUUUCUUAAUUUGCAUUGUCAGCUUUGCAUUCGUCCUCUGGGCCUUGUCGUCUUCCUAGGGAAGCGAUUAGAUCAGGGCGAGGCCAACAGCGAGCGGGAAAAAAUGCUGAUCGUGGACCCCGCGGGUGUCUGCUGUGAUAGAGAUGGAACCUGCUGGGAAGUGGACCGCACCCCACCCUUACCCACCCCGGGGCGCUUCGGUACCUCCUCAAUGUAGGGACGGCCAGUGUGGCAGAAUCCAAGCUUGUCUAUUUGGCUUUUGUGAAGAAAAACAAAAAAAGAAAAGAAAGGGAAAUCUGUUUCUGUAUGUAUUAAAACGUAGGAAAUUAGGCAUAAUUGUCUGGUAUCCUGGAAUUGCUGCGAAAGCCUGAAGCCUCCCCUUCCUGCCCAAAUCCGUGUAACUCUACUUGCCCCACCCCGUAGACAUUCCUGACCUGGUGGAAUUUAUUUUCGAUGGGUCUGAGGAUCGCAGAUGUGAGGUUUUGUUGGUUUUUAUAUCUUUUUUAAAUAAGUUAACGCACCUUA